This is a messenger RNA of Spodoptera littoralis (African cotton leafworm), 4893 nucleotides long. The record is from the annotation of a GenBank genome assembly. Lineage: Eukaryota; Metazoa; Arthropoda; Insecta; Lepidoptera; Noctuidae.
UGCGGGCGGUGGGCGGUGACCCACAAGCGAUACAGCCUCAGUAGGCAGUACGAGUGCAUGCCUUUGCCUGCCCUGUGCGUUCCAUGUUGUCUGUGACUCGUAAUAUGAUUCGCGCGCGCUAGAUUUGAAUUUAGAAAUUCAUACAAUAUAAGGUUGUCAGUAAAUUCAAGCUGGCUGUGUGAUAUUGUUAGUGCCGUGUAACGUUAAUUCUGUGUCUAGUUGCUUCCUUAUGAUUUUAUUGAAUAAUUGUAACAUGCAAAUAUUAACCGACUGUGAGUGAGUGCAAAUAUUAUUGUGAUGUUCACGGGAUCUGCCUGGUGCGUUGGAUUCUAAUGUGUGGACUAAGGAGUGCUGACAAAUCUUUUUUUAAACAAGUGAUGCGGCGCGUGGCGUGCGGCGACGUGUGUCCCCCGCCGCCGCCCGCGCACCCGCCGGCGCCACUAGCGCUGCACAGGACAUCUGAAAACAAAGAGUUGCUACGUCAGCAGCUCUUGUCAGCCAGUAAGGAGCGUCUUGAAAAACAGGAGUCUCCGAAACCAAAGCACGCUCGCAACAGACAGAAGAAUCGAUGGAAACUUAAGUUCCAUCACCAAGCACUGCCACAGGAGUACCUCGACCACUACGAGCAGAGCUUGCAGAAGGCCAACGCAGCUAAACAGGCUCAGCAGAAACAGAAACCGCCAGAGAAGCCCAAAGUAGAAACUAACUUUGACAUCAACAACUUUACUAACGAGACGUUCAAGAUCUGGGCGCAGAGGCUGGCGGGCAUACAGAAUGAGACCGGCACACUGACUGUGCCGCAGGUGUCUUCAAUGCUCAACAUGGCUGCCAAGCCACCUACCAAAGACGACAAGAAGAAAAAGAAUCCUGCCAUAGCUCCGAGCAAAAUUGUCACGUAUGACGACUUACCGUACAUGGGAGAAAUGACUCUCAACAACUCCAAGCCAAGGAGAGGGCGGAAACCGAAGAAGGCAGACAUCUGUCACUUAAUAUACGAGAACUACGGGACCGUAGUGCCAGGACAACCACCCUCUGCGCAAGAGAGGCUGAACCAACUGAACAUGUGCCCUCCCUUCAAGGGCGGAGACAACCCGCCCACGAGUAACCCAAAAACUGACUUACAGAACAAAAUCAUCUCUAGUUUAUUAGAAAGAAAGUUGUCACAAGAAAAUAAAAAGCGGUUAGAAUCGCUGACUCCACCAAAGUUCCCCAGUCCAGACGAACCAAUGCCGGAAGCUCCGGUCACUAUCGCAGGACCUUUGCAUAGUGACGAUGAACCGUUGAACCUCUGUAUCAGAGACCUCCACGAUCUAAAGAUACAAAUACAAAAGAAGUUUGGAAACAUUUAUUCCUCCCUCCCAGAAGUAAAGACUGAAGCUGAGUCUGAGAGUGCAGAGCAAGACAGUAGUAAGCUCGAGCAGCCUCCCAACGCUAUCUCCGUGAUACAGAGGAACACGAACCUCAGUCCAGUGACUGCCAGCAGCUCGCCCGACCUGUCGCGGCCGCGCAAUGUGUCGCCCACGCUGUCGGAGCCCGCGCAGUCUACGUCCAGCCCCGACAGUGACGGCAAGUUCCCCGGGUACGUGUACUGGCCCAACGCUGGCAUCUACAUGCAUCCCUUAGCACUACAGACGCAACUAUUAUAUUACCAACGGCUAGCGGCCGCCGGCCAGCUACCGUUUAGUGCUGAAGGUGAUAACAGGGGACCUACGUCUACGCCAAACAGUGUUAGUGAAGUGUCAGAGAACUCAUCAAUAGACGAUAACAAAAACAAAUUAGUGCUCAAACAAAUUUCAGAACUGUUAGACCCAAAAGUGAUAAAACAAGUGGAAGAGGCGAAACAAAGUCCCGACCAAAGUAAGAUGAAGAGGGUAUCACCUAACCCCGCGCAGGGGCCAGUGAAACGAAAGCGGUCGGCUAUAUUCAUACCGCCGAUGCCAACCAAGACUAACUCCACCACACCCACCACUGAAGUCAGCAUUUGCAAGUUUAAGUUUACGGGAGGUUCUAAGCCUUCACUUCAAGAGAAAAAGAUGCUCUCCGUCGACUCUGGAGGAAACUUCAGAUACUACAGCGGCACGGGCAAUAAGGGGAACAAAGGUUACGAGUACCUGCAACGUGAUUCUAACCAAGGCAAGAACUCUGCAGCAGCAGAAACGUCUACAUCGCAGCCUAAAUUAGAGGAGCAUGGUACUGCUCUGAGUAAAGAAGACUUGAGUAAAAAGAAGAGAAAGUCUAGGAAGAGUCUGCAGAGAGAAAAACUAGAGCAGACGUUCAAAGAGAAGGGGUUUCUGAUACAGACGCAGCAGUUGCAGUCCGCGGAGGGCGCGACGUAUUGCAAGUUCCGUCAGCUGCGCAAGUUCACUCGGUACUUGUUCCGCAGCUGGAAGGAUUACCUGCCGGGGGAGCUGGAGGAACAGGCCGCGCCCCCCUCCACUCCGCCUUCUGCACCCCCGCCCCCGCCGGCAGAUCCCGCACCAUCCACAGAGUGGGGCUGACCCUAUGAACCCAGAUAUAACUAGGAUGGACCGAGGCCCGUGCCCAGGGAGCACCUGUCUAGGAUGAAAGAACCAAGAUUGUACAUAAUUGUCAAGUAACUCGGAUGCUGGAGGAUUAACAUGGCCGCUCGGCGGUCGAAUAAUGCAUUUAAUAAUUGUGUUUAGUGAGAUUUUAAACUAUUAAUUUGUGUUAUUUUGUUCUUGAUUGCCACUCCGUCCAUAUUGAAUGUUGAUUGUUUAAAGAUGUAUCUUCGCUUCGUGUACAGUACUCGUUGUUAAUUUUAAGGUUGUUGUAUAUUACUGUGUAUGUUGUACUGAAUCCUAGAUUCGCAUAAGAUUGUCAGACCACUGUGUCUGUCUUCAAGUACUGAGAAUGUUUAUUUUAAUAUAUUAAUGCUGUACCUACUCACUGACAGGCCUAUUUAUUUCAUGUACUUACAUAUUAAGUCGAGAUUUUUAAAUUUAAAUUAUAUUACAGCAAAUGUACAAGCGGUGCUAUAUAAUGUUGUUACUGUAUAUACUAAGACAUAGAGAAACUAACAAAGCUAGUCACGUGACACCUCUAACUUAGCUCUAGGUACUGUAGUGUAGGACAAUCGGCAAACUGUACAUAUUUGCGAACCAGAGGCAUUCUAGUCAUUACGAUAAGUUAUACAUUGUUAUUGAUUGCUGCUAUAUAUGUGUUUAAUUCAAUAAUAUUGUUUAUAAAAUGUUUUCUUACUUUUAUAAAAAAAUGAAACCAGACAACUUGUAUACAAUAAACUUUAAUGUAAAGAAAAACACUUGAUUCCGUGAUUAAUAAAAUAUAAAAGAAAUAAUGAAAACAGGAAUGUAAUAUACCAAUUAAAACAUUUAACCGAAACAAUAUCUUGUAUGAUUUAACAACAGACACCCAAAUGAAUGUAGACACUUGACGCAGCUGUGAGAGCUGCGACAGUGGGACAUAACUUUAGAAUAUAAUAAUUUGACCAACAGUUCUACACAAUAUAUAUCGAGUAACAACGGGCCGCGAGCGAGCCUCCACGAGCGAUACAAAAAUAACUAUAAAAUAUACUCUUACACACUAACCUUCAAAAAUCCAUCUAAAACACCUGCCUUGUGUUUUGUGCAAAAACACGUCAGUAAACAAAGGCACAGAAUAUUUAACAUUAAAUAUAAAGUAUAGAAAAGAUCUGCAAUAUAUCGUAAUGCGUUAUUACGUGUUACUUAACAUUACAUGUCCUUAGGAACUACAAAGAUAAAACUGUUCAAGCUGAUUGCUUCAAUAGUUGGACCAUUUAGUUUACAACAUGGUUGCUAACCGGAAUGUCUGCCAGCAGGAAUGUUUAAUUUUGACUGUGUACUGCACACAUGAUUACCAAUUUACAUUUGAGUCAUAAUUGUGCGCAAACGAUUAACAAUUCAACAUGAUGGCUCACAGAUAAUAUCAAAUCUAUAUAAAAAUUGAGAGGUGUUGAUAACCCACCAAUUAGUAGCUACUGAAUUUAUCACAAUACAAAAUGCGAGCUGAGGGUAAGGACCGAGUGACGGGAACUUGUAGACGGUGCCUCUACUACGAGUCUGCUGAUAAUAUUUAUCGAUACUCGAUAGUGACUACGUAAAAUUUGAAUUCCGUAAAUGACAGUUAGAGGCGCUGUAACAUUUUCAUAUAAAAACAAACGGCGUCGCUAUCGAGUAUCGACAGAACACUAUUGCUCUACAUCGGCUCCACACGUUAGCCUGAACGAUGCAGCUCGACAAUAGACACUCUGACAUUGAGGCUAAUACUAUUCUUUAGCUAGACAUGAUGAUGUUGGCAUUAAUCUUGAAGCUAGCUAUGGAGCCGGUGUUGCAGUCAUAGUAGAGGACCUUAUAGUGAGGCAGUAGACAUGACUACGCCUUGAGUACUUGGUGCGCGGCGUUCCGUAUGUGUGGCGCGGAGAUGCCGUACUUGUCGAGCAGCGCGGCGGGCGGGCCGGAGCGCGGCACCUCGCGCACGCACACGUGCUGCGUCACCACGUCGCGCGCCAGCGCCAGCGCCGACAGCACGGCCUCGCCCAGCCCGCCCGCCUGGUAGUGGUCCUCCGCCACCACCACGCGCCCGCCGCACGCCUUCGCGUGCUGCUGGAUGGCUGCCUCGUCCAGGGGCUUGAUCGUGAACGGGUCCAGGACACGGGCUUCGAUACCUGUGGGGAGUAUAAUGCGUGAAAUGUUAUAGCAGGUACACGGGACGAAAUGUUAGGGCAAUUCAAUUAAUGUCCAAUUUUAGUCAAGUUUAUAAAUCAAAUCAGUGUAGUUUACCCUCAGUCUUGAGUUUGUCGGCAGCCAGCAAGCACUCGUGCAGAGUGAUUCCUGCUCCGAUCAGCAACACGCGGUCCUUUGGUGACUGACGGACUAUCUUAGCCUGACCGACCUG